AACGCGACACAACAACAAACGACAGCGCUGGGAACGAGACUUCACGGCGUUUCAGCGUCGUUUGAUCUGUCGACUGUGUGUUGCCGUGCAAGCUAAUCAUGGACAGUGAAGUGCAGAGAGAUGGACGAGUUCUUGAUCUCACAGAUGAUGCCUGGAGAGAGGACAGGCUGCCAUACGAGGAUGUGACAAUCCCACUGAGUGAACUUCCAGAAGCAGAGCAGGACAAUGGUGGGUCGACAGAGUCCGUCAAAGAGCAAGAGAUGAAGUGGUCAGAUCUCGCCCUGCAGAGUUUGCAUGAAAACACACCAAAUGUCGGCACUUAGAUCAGAAGCUUCUCUGAUCCUCUCAGACUGAUUCUUCACCUUCGGGUCGCUGAUCCAAGAUUUAUAAAAUAACGGACUCAUUUAUUAUUUGUAUUGAUAGUGUUUCAUUGUUUUGAUAUAAAAUAUUUAAUAAAAUGAUAAAACUUUUAA
This is a messenger RNA of Danio aesculapii, 473 nucleotides long. RefSeq names its product anaphase promoting complex subunit 13 (gene anapc13). Bases 99 to 323 code for a protein of 74 amino acids. The transcript has 3 exons. Gene Ontology annotation, biological process: protein K11-linked ubiquitination. The record is from RefSeq and is a predicted model, not a curated record. NCBI's taxonomy places the organism in Eukaryota, Metazoa, Chordata, Actinopteri, Cypriniformes, Danionidae. Gene Ontology annotation, cellular component: anaphase-promoting complex.